AUGCGCCGGUGGUCGUCGUCGUCCGUCGCAGUGCGCGCCCUCUCGUUCGCCGCCGUCGCGCACGCGUUCUCGCCGACGCGCACGUUUACGAUGGCGUCGCGGUACGCCGCGCAUCCGGCGACGCGCGUCGAGCAAGCCAAGGAGGCGGGCCCGAAGGACGGGCCCAACGAGACGAUCCGGGCCCACCUCUUCUGCAAGCCCGCGACGGACGGCGUGUCCGUCGGCGAUUGCCCCUUCACGCACUACGCGCGCAUGGCGCUGGCCAUCGCGGGCAUGGAGUACAUCGAGACGCCGCUCGCGCCGGGCGACAAGCCCGGGUGGCAUCUCGAAGAGCACGGCGGGUCCAUGCCCUGCUGGUCGCCGCGGGGGCUCUACAACGGCGAGGGCGCCAUCUCGGACAGCGGCGCCAUCGCGAAGAUGGCAUUGCCGGCGUCGGCCGCGGACGACGCGGCGCUGGGCGCGUGCGGCGGCUUGUUCCUCGGGAUCGCCAAGUACCUGAAGAACUCCGACGACGCCAAGGACGGAGAGCUCAAGGCGGGCCUCGACGCGGAGCUCGCCAAGCUCGAGGCGCUCCUGUUCGCGACGGACGGCCCCUUCCUCGCGGGCGCGGCGCCGGGCGUCGCCGACUGCUCGGUCGCGACGAAGCUCUACGUGCUGCUCGUCGGCGCGGGCCACUACAAAAACUACGUCCUCGACGCCAAGUACCCCAACGUCGCGCGCUACUACGCGACCGCGUCGUCCCACCCGGCCUUCUACGCGACGCGCUACCCGGAGAGCGAGAUGCUCGCGGGCUGGGGCGAGGCGCGCGGCGGCGGCCACUGA
Molecule: messenger RNA, 822 nt
Organism: Aureococcus anophagefferens
Lineage: Eukaryota; Pelagophyceae; Pelagomonadales; Pelagomonadaceae
Exons: 1
Coding region: 1-822 (273 amino acids)
Biological process (GO): cellular oxidant detoxification; ascorbate glutathione cycle
Molecular function (GO): glutathione dehydrogenase (ascorbate) activity
Source: RefSeq, a predicted model, not a curated record